Styela clava is the source of this 4030-nucleotide messenger RNA. Its product is annotated as patched domain-containing protein 3-like. Lineage: Eukaryota; Metazoa; Chordata; Ascidiacea; Stolidobranchia; Styelidae. The record is from RefSeq and is a predicted model, not a curated record. Gene Ontology annotation, cellular component: membrane.
UGAGCAUUGCUUCAUUAUCCUAGAAACCUGAACCUGUAAUUAAGCUUUAGGGCUGUCGGAUAUACCAUCCUGCUGGUUUAGUUUCAGUCGACCUACACGGCUAGCUUUGGCGUCAAAAAGCGAUGACGAUGCCUGCGAUGGAUCGAAAGUUCUAUUUUCAAGAUUGGAAAUUGGGAGCUAUUUUCAGUUUUGUUGGCAUGAAUAUGGGUGCAAUCCUCAUCACCGCAACUAUACCUUUAGCAAUCAUUACCAUGGGUGAAACAAAUGUCGAAGAAAUUGCGGAAAACUGUGCAUCAUUCAGGCCUCUCUCUCACUGGCUAAUAGGAAUGGGCGGAAUUACAUUUCUGGCAUGCACACUUGCGUUGAUUGCUACAUUUGCACAUAAACGACUUUAUCAUAUCUUCGUCACUGUGUUUCUAAUCAUUAACACUGGCUUAGCUCUAGCAUUGCUUAUCUGGGGAUUAAUUCCAACUGAUGCACGAAAAGAAUAUAUUGGCGAAGUUUGGAAAGAAGCUGAUAUGAGAACGAAAAACUUGAUACAAAAUCACUACUCUUGCUGUGGUUUCGAUUCUCCUGACGAAUAUCGAUCAAAAGAUUCAUCUUGUUACGCAAACGAGACUCUUCGCAUUUAUUGGCCAGACGGUUGCUAUGACAAAAUGACAUCACAAUCAUUACCAACGCCUACCGUCAACACCACGGACGGAGACACUUUAACAUUUGAAGACAAGUCAACGUUACACGUUUUCCUAUUUGCAUUCGUUCUGCCGUUUGUCGUUCUGGUGUUCAUCGACUUCAUUAUGUUUGUAAUAUUUAUGGCCGGCAUUCUCAAACGACAGGAAAGGGACAAUGACUCGAAAGAGAAUUCAAUCAAGGACGCGCAAGUUUACCAAAACGAGAUGGCGCUAGAGUCCGAGCAAGAAAAUCAACAAAACGGAGUAGACAAAUCACCUGAUACCGCCAUCAUCACGAUGUCAAAAGUAGUGGAUAAUGCGUCAUCAAUUGGUGACGUCACGAAAGAUAGAGAGGUAACAAAAAAGAAGUGGUAUGCAAAGAUUCCUGACGCGAUUUCUUCGACACUGGAAAACGGAUUUUACUGGUUAGGAGUGCAAGUAGGGAGCAACCCCAAGAUGGUGAUACUACUCUCGUUGAUUCUUACAGGAACUCUUUUCAUUGGCCUCUUACAACGCCGAGAACAACCCACGGGUAGCAGUGGAUUUUUGCCGGAAGACGCGCAAAUAAUAAAGGAAUAUGUUGCAUACAGACAGACAUUCCCCGUUGUGGAUAGAGAUCAAACAAUAUUAAUUGUCGCUGAAGACAAUUUGCUUACUGAAGAUAAGUUCAGGGCAAUGGCAAAAAUUGACGCAAAAAUCAGAAGCCUCAACGGUACAAAAGGAAGAACGUUUUCUCAGAUUUGCACAAAGUCAGCAGGACAAUGUAAGGAACGUUCGUUGUUUGAGUUUUGGAGUUUCAACGAGACUGCUCUGGCUAUGGUGACAACCGACGAAAUAAAAGAAAAAAUCAACGGCGAUCUUGUGAGUCCAGUAUUCCGAGAUGAAGUCGAUAUAACUACGAUGAUAGGAGGAAUUACAAGAGAUGGCAAAGGAGAUAUCAUAGGAGCAAAGGCCCACAGAAUGUAUUACGUCGUGUCACGUAAAGACGACGACUGGGAAAAAGCUUUCAUUGAAGUGGGAAACGCCGAAUACGAAGGUUUUUCGGUCUACGUGGAAUCGCGCGGAAGUCGAUCACUAGAAGCAGGGACCGGUUACCGAAAAGAUUUGCCUCUAUUAUUUGCUGGAUUUGCUCUCAUUUUUGUUUACAUCAUACUCAUGACUGGAAAAUUUUCGCUCUUAGAACACAGAACAUACAUCGCCAUGAUGGGAAUCGUCACCGCUGGUUUGUCAAUGGGAGCUGGCAUUGGUUUAUCCGCCUCCUUUGGAUUCGAAUGGUCUGUUAUUCACCUUGUUGCCCCGUUUCUCAUUAUUGGAAUAGGAGUGGAUGACAUGUUUAUUUUAAUUCAAUCUUGGAAUACUAUUGACGAUGAUCCACAUCUUAGAAAACUACCGUUAGCGAAGAAAUCUGGGCAUGCAUUGAAGUCUGCCGGAGUCUCUAUAACUGUGACAUCGGUGACGGAUCUUGUUGCAUUUGCGGUUGGGUCAUCAAGCGAACUCGGUUCCUUUGCUUCCUUCAGUAUUUAUGUUGCUGUCUGCAUUAUAUUGCUAUUCUUUUUACAAUGCACAUUAUUCCUGGCAUGCACCGUUCUUGAUCAACGAAGGAGAGAAGAAAAUUAUGACGCAUGCCUCGCCUGUUGCUACAAACAUGAUGAAAAUUACAAGCAAAGUGAAUGUUCCCAACGAGAAUUCUUCGCAACGUUCUUUGAAGACGUCAUCGGAAAAGUUGUUCAGAUGUUUCCGGUACAGAUCGCAGUAAUUCUGGCAACCCUGGGACUAACUGCACUCAUGGGAUGGGGUUUUACUCUCUUAAAAGUCAGCUUCGAUCCCGAUUGGUACCUUCCACAAGAAAGUUACCUGAUUCCAUUCGGCAAAGAAUACGACAAGUACUUUGCUCCGGGGCAAGAUGCCGCCAUUUUUAUCAUCGACGCAGAUUUUUAUGAAGAAAGAGAUAAACUUCAUAUUUUGUACGAAAAAUUGAAGAAAAACACUAACAUAGACCCGACAACUUUAACAAGCUGGUUUGAGAACUACGUGUACUGGAUGUCAACAGAGAAGAAUGUAACCGAUAUAUACAAAGACGAUGCUUAUGUUAACUCCCAGCAGUUCUUCGGGUCUGUCAUGGAAUAUUUAACUGGAAAAGGAAGAGUUUAUGCAAGUGAAGUUGCAGUGCGAUUUGGGAAGAUUGUAGGAUCGCGGUUCCGCGUUCAACACAUAGCAGUCGAGGAAAAUGUUCAAAAUGUGGAUAUCAUGGAUAGUUUGCAUGAAGUUUGUGAUUCAGUGGGAUUCAGCGACUAUUCAUUUCCCUUUCAUAGAUCCUACUUCCAAUUCAGUAUCAUGAAGAUAAUCAGAUCAGAAGUUUACAGAAACCUUGGUAUCACAUUACUAUGUGUAUUUGUGAUGGUACUGCCAAUGAUAGCGAGUCUACAAAUGAGUUUCUGGGUUGUCAUAUGUGUUGUGUUCACCAUUAUUGAUGUUGCCGGAAGCAUGUACUUCACAGGUCUCACAAUUGAAACCAGUACAAUUAUCACACUCCUGCUCUCAGUUGGUCUUGCUGUCGAUUACGCUGCUCACGUUGCCCAUAAGUUUCUUACUCUUCGUGGGACGAAAAGAAUGAGAGUUCGCGUCACUCUAGGUCAGAUAGGACCAGCUGUAUUCAAUGGAGGAUUCAGCACUUUCCUAGCUCUUGUGUUACUGAGCGGAUCGAAUACUUAUUCCUACAAAGUAUUUUUCACUGUAUUUGUAUGUGUCGUUGGAUACGGCCUUUGGAACGGACUUAUUUUCCUACCUUGCAUUCUGGGUCUUGUCGGCCCUCCACCUCACAUAACAGCAGUAGAAGCUAAAUUGAGCGAACGGCAUCUUCAAAGAAAAAAUAAAGUUAAAAAUGAUGAUAACAUCGAAGAUGUGCAAGAGAAUAUGGCAGUAACAAGGACGUGAUAUUUAUAUGCUUAUAUGAUCGAGAAAUUUGAAUAGUAACAAAGUUAAAUUUUUUGAAUCGUAUGCCUCAGGUUUGACUAUGAUGAUAUAGCACUGACAUGGGCAAACUACGACCCGCGUGCCAAAUCCGGCCCGUUGUGUAAUUCAAUCUGGCCCUCUUGAUGCUGCCACAACCAAACUAAAAUCAAAUUUUGAUGUUUUAUAUGAAAAAUAGCUCAAGGGAUUUGUUGAGAUUGCGAUUAAAUUGAGUUUCGCCUCGAGUUUAUUGCUUCCCACUUUGUCUUUCGUAACACGGUGAAUAUUGUUCAUAAAAUGUAACUUUUUACGUCACACUUACAUGGCCCGCAAGUCUAAGUGGGCAAAAAAGGUGGGUCUUUUUCAAAAACCCCUGAUAUAGCAGGUACACAUCACGUGUCCAAAUUCGA